Molecule: messenger RNA, 309 nt
Organism: Rotaria socialis
Lineage: Eukaryota; Metazoa; Rotifera; Eurotatoria; Philodinida; Philodinidae
Source: the annotation of a GenBank genome assembly
AUGACAGGAGAACUAUCUGUAACUAUUGUUGAAGUUAGAACACUUCAUGAUGAAGAUACUUUUAGUGGCGCAAAUUAUGCUUAUGUUGAAGUUCGUGUUGAGAAAAACCAACAUCAUAUACAUUUAAAAGUAUUUGAUCAGGAUGUAGGUCGUCGCGAUGAAAUAGGUUCGGCUAAAAUUGAUUUAAAACCUAUUAAAGCAUCAGCGACUUUUGAUGAUUGGGUUAAAUUGCCAAAAUUAUUUGGUCUUCGUUCAACUGGUGAAAUUCAGAAGCUUAUUUUUUUUAAUAAACCUAUCCAGACAAAAUAA